AACACAUCACGCAGUAUCAUGUGAGGAUGAGGUCUAUGCCGUGUCAUCACACCUGCAUCUGUUUGUAAACAUCAUUUUCAUGCCCAUUAUUAAUAUCAAAUGUCAGGAAACGGUUUCCAGUUAACGUGUAUUUGGUCAAGAUAAUAUCUCUAGCACAGUUAUGGCAUUGGCAUCAGAAAGUUCCGAGACCCAGGUUUUGUUUGAACAAGGAGGCGUAUUUAUCCACACAACUCAGGAUGAGGCUGGCGAUGUCCUACUUGGAGGAAAGAUCCAAGUAACCAGAAAGAGCGAUGGAGCCUAUGUUGAGUGGAACCCAAUCAGGGACAUGGAGAAUUCCCAAAUGGUGAAACCGGACACAGACUGGACAGUGGUCAACACGGUCAGCUACCAGAGAGAAAACAGUCAGACCACAGAGAGUGUAACCGUGGCCCAGCCCAGCCGACGCAGCCGCUAUGCUAUGAGUUUCCCGCUGGUUGACACCAAGAAGAUCCGACGGUCUAAGCCCGGCCUGGGCUGGUCGUACCUCAUGUUUAUCCUAAAGGAUAGCGUCUCUCUCCCCCCGUUGCACUUCCACGAGGGCGGCAGUCCAGCACUGAUAAGAGAGCUGAACAAACACGUCACCAUCUCCACGUGUUUGACAGAUUCUUGCCUACUGAUUGUCCUACCUCACAACACUGACGCUCUCUCACAAUCCUUCACAGAGCUCAAGAUCAUGGGAGAAACCUCGGCCAAUAAGUUCUUCAAGGACCCAUACACGAUAACCUUGGGCGGGUUCUCCAAGGUCACCAACUUCCUCCGUGAUGCUGUCAUGACGCCGGCAGCCAACCGUCCAAUCGAUGAGUAUGCAGAGCUCAUGUCCGACCUUCCCAGCAUCUUCUCCGUCAAUUCACAGGCCGAGCAGAGUUACGAGAUGGUGGUAACAGAGAGUCCACUGGGACCCAGGCCAGACGUGGAGAGACGUUCCCCUCUGACGGAAGCUGAGUGGGCCAGCCAUCUUGACAAGGAAGGAAGAGUCACCGAUGUCGCAGAGCUACAGAGGAAGAUUUUCAGAGGGGGUUUGGUCCCAUCCCUGAGGAGAGAAGUCUGGAAGUUUCUGCUCAAGUAUUACCCCUGGAACUCCACCAGCAAAGAGAGGACAGCUCUCAGGAAACUCAAGGAGGAUGAAUAUUUCUGUAUGAAGGCUCAAUGGAAGACGGUCACUCCUCAGCAAGAGAAGAGAUUCAGUAAACACAGAGACAACAAGUGCAUCAUAGGUAUGUCCAUCACAGAAAAAGAUGUGAUUCGCACGGACAGGACACAUCCGUUCUAUAUGGGGGAACACAACCCACACAUUGAAGUGCUGCAUGAUAUUCUCAUGACGUAUUGCCAGUACAACAUGGAUCUUGGUUAUGUUCAAGGCAUGAGUGAUCUGCUGGCUCCUAUUCUCGUGGUCAUGGAGAGGGAAGUGGAUGCAUUCUGGUGCCUAGUCGGCUUCUUGGAUGACCACGGACUGGUCAUGAACUUUGACAUGGAGCAGGAAGGCAUGAGGAAUCAACUGAUGCAGCUGAACAAUAUGAUGCAGAUUGUUGAUCCAAAGCUCUACGGCUAUCUCCAAUCCAAAGAAUGCAGCAAUCUUUAUUUCUGCUUCCGAUGGCUCCUCAUCUGGUUCAAGAGAGAGUUCACCAUGGAUAACAUCAGCAGAAUAUGGGAGAUUAUGUGGACAGGUCUCCCGUGCAAGAACUUCCACUUCCUGAUGUGUCUGGCCAUUCUGGACGGUGAGAGGGAUCUUCUAGAAAAGGAAAACUUUGACUUCAGCGAUAUCUUAAAGCACGUUAAUGAGCUGUCCUGCAGCAUCGACGCAGACAAGAUCCUCCAGACAGCGGAAGCCAUCUACCUACAGCUGGUGGAUUACCCAGAACUCCCUGACACCAUCCGAGAAGUGAUCGGUCUCAGCUCGGAGGAGAACGGUCUCACAGAGAAUGGCUCCCAUGCCUCAGAGAGCAGCAUUGAGGUGCUUGCUGACCCCUCGGAGUAGAGUGGGGGACGAGGUGGGCUGUAUGUUAGUCCUGAUGUUUGUCUGUAUUUAAUCAAUUGCCUAUGAAGCUGGCUUUCAUAUGUGACCCUUGUUUGGGUGGUCUCCCCCAACUCUCCCUUUGUAACCAUUGAGGGGGUACUUGCGCACGGAGUCCAUCUGCUCCGCCUGUCAUCAUGAGAAACCCUGAGAUGGUCAGACCAUACUCGUAAACAAGUUGUAAAAAAAAAAAAAAAAUUGUGACACAAAACAAGAUAAUAUUGCUUAUCAAUUAGCCAUAAAAAUCAUGUUAUUUACAAAAUACAUUUAAGAAUUAUCAUACAGAAUUGCUUCAUUGCUGUAAUCAAUACAAUUACAAGGUAAAAAUUAAUGAAAUUAAUAGCAAAGUUUGAAACAGCAUUGAUUUUGUUUAAAAUUUUAUAUAUUUUAUGUUCCUCAUUGAUCCUGCAGAAAUUCUUUUCUGAUGGCAAAAUUGUACAAGUUACAGACUAAGUUAUCAAGAAAACAGCAGUAUCCCUAAUAGGUUCAACGUGUUGGUAGGCUGUCUGUAAAACGCUUGUAAUAUGGAAUGUACAGAAUUAUCGCUUGAAUAUUUCCAGCAUAUUCAUUGUGCCAAAGAUAUAGGGCCUAUGUAACUAAUUGUCUAAUUUUCAGUUAUUUAUUUAUUUCCUUUCUUUGUGAUGGCCUAUCGUUCGCUAUACUAUAGUCCUUUUUUGGGGGGCAAGAUGGCCAACGUUUUUAACGGUGUCAUGAAAAAGAAGAAUGCAAGGGACGGAAUCGACUGAAAUAGAAAAGUAUAUUUCAGCCUUUUUGUCAUGCUGUCGUUUUAUUCCUGAGUAUAAAAAACAUUUUCUUUAUAUUCAUUUUGAAAUAAAAAUUCAGCUAUAGCAUAAUUUCACUUACAAAUGGGAGGCCAAAAAGGGCACCAGGCACCCAUUCAAAUGGCUGGAUACUAGUGAUAAUGAGCAGCUUUGUAAUGAUUAUUCUGAUCACAAAAAUUGCAAGCAGUCAGGGAUCUAGACUCUUGCUUCUGUUUCUCACAAUCAGGAUCCAAGUUGCAUGUUUUUUGUCACGUGGCGGUAAUCUUACAAAACGAAGGUUACAUGAACUCAGUAUGAACAUGAAUAUGCACACAUCUGUAUUUGCAUACCUGAUGUAGAUAAUGAAUAUGCAUAUGUGUACUGCAUCAUUGAUGCAGUGCUUGAUAAUAUCCAUAUCAUGAACCACACAAUGUAAGUUUUUUUUGUAAAAAGUAUAGUUUUGUAAAGAUAUGCAGAAAUAAGCUUAGGCUCAGUGUAACAGGGAACAAUGAUUUUAUAUAAAAUCUAAGAUUAAAUAAAUUGUAACAUUGUAAGGCAAUGAAA
Messenger RNA from Patiria miniata (bat star), 3375 nucleotides. RefSeq names its product TBC1 domain family member 15-like (gene tbc1d15). Lineage: Eukaryota; Metazoa; Echinodermata; Asteroidea; Valvatida; Asterinidae. The record is from RefSeq and is a predicted model, not a curated record. The transcript has 15 exons. Gene Ontology annotation, biological process: activation of GTPase activity. Gene Ontology annotation, molecular function: GTPase activator activity. Bases 161 to 2014 code for a protein of 617 amino acids.